This is a messenger RNA of Aspergillus glaucus CBS 516.65, 2826 nucleotides long. RefSeq lists its product as uncharacterized. Lineage: Eukaryota; Fungi; Ascomycota; Eurotiomycetes; Eurotiales; Aspergillaceae. The transcript is spliced from 5 exons. Bases 1 to 2826 code for a protein of 941 amino acids. The record is from RefSeq and is a predicted model, not a curated record. Gene Ontology annotation, biological process: proteolysis. Gene Ontology annotation, molecular function: zinc ion binding; metalloaminopeptidase activity; glucan endo-1,3-alpha-glucosidase activity. Gene Ontology annotation, cellular component: fungal-type vacuole.
AUGCGGCCUCUUAAGCGCCUACUGCGGCGUGUCCAUGCCAAAGAGAAACAUCAAGAAUCCACUCCAGCAUCAGUUGUCGUGGCUCAAUCCGAACCACGAAGCGUUUUUGCCCAUUUCGUUGUCGGAAAUGCUGUAACGAUGACCCCGGAGCAAUGGGAGUUCGACAUCAUAGAAGCCCAAAAAGCCCACAUAGAUGGUUUUGCAUUGAAUGUUGGCCCCCAAGAUAGCUACACGGACAAUGUUGUCCAUAAAGCGUUUGCAGCGGCAGAAAAGCUGGGCAACUUUUCACUCUUUCUCUCCUUUGAUUAUGGGACUGCCGGGCCCUGGCCGGUAGAUCGGGUCAUUAAUACAGUCAAUCAGUAUAAGUGCAGCUCUGCCCAUUUCUACUACCAGGGGAAACCCUUGGUGUCGACAUUUGAAGGUACACAGAGUGUCGACGACUGGCCGCGCAUCAAGAAUGCCACCGGUUGCAUAUUUGUUCCCACAUGGACUAGCCUGGGUCCUUCUGGGAUUACCAACACUUUCCACGUCGUUGAUGGCGCCUUUAGCUGGGAUGCUUGGCCUGUCGGGGCAGACAAUAAGGAUACCACAAGCGAUGAAGCGUGGGUGAAAGCGCUUGCUGGCAGGCCUUAUAUGAUGCCUGUUUCUCCGUGGUUCUAUACCAAUCUUCCUCAGUGGCAGAAGAAUUGGCUGUGGCGUGGUGAUGAUUUGUGGCACUAUCGCUGGCAGCAGGUUAUGGAGAUGCAGCCUGCUUUUGUGCAGAUCAUUAGCUGGAACGAUUACGGGGAAACACACUAUAUUGGGCCGAUUUAUGAACCUGGCAUUCCCGAAGGUGCAGCAAAUUAUGUUUCCAACCACUCUCAUGAUGCGUGGAGGGAGUUACUACCGCACUAUAUCGAUGCCUACAAGACACGGAAUGGAACUAACACGACCACGCAUCGAAUGGCCGGUACCAAUGUGCACAACCCCAAAUACCCUGCCUCUUACGGAGAGAAGAUCAGUUACUGGUAUCGGAGAAACCCGAGCACUUCUGGCAGCCACAGCGGCACAACUGGCAACAAUCCAGCCAUGGGCCAGAAGGAGCUGAAUCCAGGACAGGUCUCGCAGGACCGCGUCUUUGUCACUGUGCUGGUGACCGCCCCGAGUGUUGUUCAGGUCCAGAUCGGAGAUCAUGCGCCGACCGUGCUUCGUGCAUGCACGGCCGGCAUCAAUCAUUUUUCAGUCCCUUUCAAUGGACAGACAGGGCCCGUGAAGGUGGCUAUCAUGCGGGGUGGACACGAGAUCGCCGCGACGACCGGUCCUGCUAUCACGGAACAAUGUGUCGACGGGAAAAUCAACUGGAAUGCGGUCACCUUUGCUAUCCCUCAACACUCCAACAUGGCUUACCGCUCAGCCGCUCCUUCAACCGCCGACAAUGGCACCAUCAAGCCAGAGGACUUCUCCCAGCCGUACUGCGACUUCAUGGCUGACAACCCAACCAUAUUCCAUGCCGUCAACGCCUUCGCCAAACAACUCGAGCAACACGGCUACGAACAACUCCCCGAGCGCGAUGUCUGGACAGGCAGGCUGAAGCGUGGAGGAAAAUACUAUGUCACACGUAACAGCAGCUCUCUCAUUGCAUUCGCUGUUGGUAGCGAAUACCAGAGUGGAAAUGGCCAUGCCAUCGUGGCUGGUCACGUGGACGCUCUUACAGCCAAAUUGAAGCCUGUUUCCAAGCUACCCAACAAGGCUGGUUACCAGCAGUUGGCUGUGGCUCCGUAUGCUGGCGGUCUCGGAAAGACCUGGUGGGAUCGCGAUCUGUCGAUUGGUGGCCGGGUGUUGGUGCGUGACAAGAAGACGGGCAAGGUGGAGAGUAAGCUGGUUAAGCUUGGUUGGCCGAUUGCCCGCAUUCCGACGCUGGCGGAGCAUUUUGGGGCUCCUUCGCAGGAACCCUUCAACAAGGAGACGCAGAUGGUCCCCAUUAUUGGAAUUGAUAACUCCGACCUUUUCGAAGAGCAGAAGGAUGCUCCAGCUAGUGGAAUUAAGGCUGGAACUUUUGCUGCUUCGCAAUCCCCGAAGCUGGCCACAGUUAUCUCGAAGGAGCUUGCUGUUGACCCCAACCAUAUUUUGAACUGGGAAUUGGAGCUGUAUGACAGUCAGCAUGCUCAGCUUGGUGGAUUGGACAAGGACUUGAUCUUUGCUGGUCGUAUCGAUGACAAGCUUUGCUGCUAUGCCGCCCAAGAGGCCCUCCUUGCUUCCCCCGACAGUGCAUCUCCGGGCGUUGUGAAGAUCGUUGGCAUGUUUGAUGAUGAGGAGAUUGGUAGCUUGCUGCGCCAGGGUGCCAGGUCGAACCUCUUGAGCAGUGUCAUGGAACGGAUUACGGAGGCAUUCGCAACCAACUAUGGCCCCAACGUACUGGCCCAGACCGUUGCGAAUAGUUUCCUUGUUUCUUCGGAUGUCUGUCAUGCUGUAAACCCGAACUUUCUCGGAGUCUACCUGGAGAACCACGCUCCUCGCUUGAAUGUCGGCGUGGCUGUCUCUACCGACUCCAACGGCCACAUGACCACGGACAGUGUCAGCCAUGCUUUGUUGAGCCGUGUCGCCGAGCGCUCUGGUUCGACCUUGCAGCUGUUCCAGAUCCGUAACGACUCGCGAAGUGGCGGUACCAUUGGACCUAUGACUAGCGCACGCAUUGGAAUGAGAUCCAUCGAUGCGGGUAUUCCGCAGUUGAGCAUGCACAGCAUCCGUGCGACGACCGGAAGCCUGGACCCUGGUCUGGGAGUGAAGCUUUUCAAGGGAUUCUUUGACCAUUAUGAGGAGGUUGACAAGGAGUUUGCUGACUUUUGA